Molecule: messenger RNA, 1143 nt
Organism: Glycine soja
Lineage: Eukaryota; Viridiplantae; Streptophyta; Magnoliopsida; Fabales; Fabaceae
Exons: 3
Coding region: 1-1143 (380 amino acids)
Source: RefSeq, a predicted model, not a curated record
AUGCCAUAUGCUGACUUGCUACCAUCCUUGAUCACCAACCAGAUGGUGGUGGUGAAUCCCGAGAAGAUCUACCAAUCUCCCUUCCCUCGAUGGUACAACCCUAAUGCAACUUGUGCCUAUCAUAGGGGUGUCCCGAGGCAUUCAAUUGAACAAUGUGUGACCUACAAACAUGAGGUCCAGAGUUUGAUUGACGCAGGGUGGUUGACAUUUCAAGAGGACAGCCCGAAUGUAAGGACGAAUCCUUUUUCCAAUCAUGGGGGAUCAGCGGUUAAUGUGGUAGAGGAGUGUGGACCUUGGGGGUUGAAGCAGAUGGAAGAUGUGUUAACCUCUAGGAGGUUCAUAUCGGAAGCACUGUGCGAAGCGGGCAUGAUUUGCCUUAACGAGGACAAGGGAGAUUCUUGUUUGAUACAUCCAGGAGCAUCACACGAUGUAGAGGCAUGCUCGGUGGCAAAGGACCUUCUACAAAGGAUGAUGGACAAAGGCCUAAUUAAGCCCCGAGGUCUCCAGCCUAUCCCAAUUGAGAAACCUACGCCGCUCCCCUACAAGAGCAACAAGGCGGUGCCAUGGAGAUACACCGCACAGGGACCCGAUGGAAGGAAAGACGCAUCCGUCGUGCACGUUAAAGAUGACCUAUCCUCCGCUAAGGUCACAAACAUCUCUAGCACGAGCAGCAUGACUCGUAGCGGGUGGAUCUUCACAGCACCCGAGCCACCAGUGCGAUCCAAGGACCCAAAGGGGAAGGCAAAGGUGGGCAUAGAAGAGAGCAAUAAGCAGAACGAGUUCAAGGUAAUUGAACAACUGAAUAAAACCCCAGCUAGGAUCUCUCUGUUGGGCCUACUUAUGAACUCCGAGCCUCAUCGAGCGCUAUUGGUCAAGAUUUUGAACGAAACCCAUGUAGCCCAAGACAUAUUUGUGGAAGGUUUCGGGGGCAUAAUCAACAAUAUCAUGGCCAAUAAUUACCUCACAUUCGCUGAUGAAGAAAUACCCGUCGAUGUAUCCGUCAAAUGUUUGGACCAUAUAGUGGCCAAAGUGCAUAUUGACAAUGACUCUUCCCUCAAUGUCAUGCCCAAGGCUACUUUGGACAAGUUGUCUUUUAAUGCAUCACACCUAAGGCCAAGCUCCAUGGUGGUGCGGGCUUUUUGA